This is a messenger RNA of Momordica charantia (bitter melon), 5084 nucleotides long. RefSeq names its product Transducin family protein / WD-40 repeat family protein. Gene Ontology annotation, molecular function: protein binding. The record is from RefSeq and is a predicted model, not a curated record. Gene Ontology annotation, biological process: tRNA methylation. Lineage: Eukaryota; Viridiplantae; Streptophyta; Magnoliopsida; Cucurbitales; Cucurbitaceae. Gene Ontology annotation, cellular component: cytoplasm.
CUUGUUCUUCAGUCCAUGCACAUCUUCUGAGUUCUGACCUUCCGGCGGUCUGGCCAUAACUUUCCGACCGAUUCACCGGAGACGAGGUCUACUUGAAUCUCCAUCUCCGGCAGCCGCAGAAGAAAGACGUAGCUGCCAUGGCAGAGAAGGAAGAACAGACCGAGUGGCAUUUGCACAGCGGACAAUACCUCGGAGAAAUCUCAGCUCUAUGUUUCCUCCACUUACCUCCUGAAAUCUCCUCUCUCCCAAUUCUCCUCGCAGGCUCGGGUUCUGAGGUACUGGUGUAUAACUUGGAAUCUGGAAGAAUUAUAAAGUCGUUUCGGAUAUUUGAAGGGAUUCGCGUGCAUGGGAUUUCAUCAAUACCUUUGAAUUUCAGUGAAGCGUCGUCUUCUACUAAGCUUGAUUUUGUUCUAGUUGUUUUCGGUGAAAAAAGAGUCAAGCUAUAUCGUAUAAGCGUCGAAUUGGUUGCUGAAGUAUGCGUGGAUUUGAUCCUGUUAUGUUCUUUACCGAAGUUUAAUCAUUGGGUCUUGGAUACUUGCUUCUUUAAGAGCAGUGACUCUUCUUCCAUGGCAGGUGAUGAUAGCUGCGGUUGUAUUGCCAUUGGAUGCAGUGAUAAUUCUGUUCAUGUUUGGGAUGCUUCUGAAUCUAGAAUGAUUCUUCAAGUUGAAUCACCAGUGAGGUGCCUUUUAUACUCAAUGCGGUUGUGGGGUGAUGAUAUUAAGACUCUUCGCAUUGCAUCUGGUUCUAUUUUUAACGAGAUAAUUGUUUGGGAAGUGGUUCCCUCAGAAAUGACUAAGAUAGAUCACGAUGAGAAGAGCAAUGGCAUUCCAUUUCACCAUUUGCAAUAUGAGGCUAUUCAUAUAAGCAGGCUUGUUGGACACGAGGGUUCGAUCUUUCGCAUUACUUGGUCCUCCGAUGGAUCCAAACUGGUCUCUGUUUCUGAUGAUCGUAGUGCUCGCAUCUGGAGGGUACAUGCAAAAAGGAAUGAUGCAGAUAGCCCUGGGGAGGUUAUUGUUAUGUUUGGCCAUAAUGCUAGAGUUUGGGACUGCUGUAUCGAUAAUUCUUUGAUAAUUACCGCUGGUGAGGAUUGUACAUGUCGUGCUUGGGGACUAGAUGGCAAACAGCUGGAGAUGAUAAAGGAGCAUAUAGGGAGAGGUGUAUGGAGAUGUUUGUAUGAUCCAAUUUCCUCUCUUCUUAUUACUGCUGGCUUUGAUUCUGCUAUUAAAGUGCACCGGUUAAACACUUCAUCAUUUGGGACCUCCAACGAACCUGCUGAAAUUACCAGCUGUAGUAUGAAAAGAGAGGUUUUCACUAGUUGUAUUCCAAAUUCAUUGGAUCAUAAUGGACUUAUUGACAGCAAAAGUGAGUAUGUGCGCUGCUUGAGGUUCUCGUCUGAAUUUACACUCUAUGUUGCCACAAACCGGGGUUAUGUGUAUCAUGCUACAUUAUCUGAUACCAUGGAUGUGAUGUGGACUAAACUUGUUCAUGUUAGUGAAGAGGUUCCAAUUGUUUGUAUGGAUUUAUUGCCUUCAAAUCCAUCCACAGUUUCCAGUGGAGCUGAGGAUUGGAUUGCUCUUGGAGAUGGUCAAGGAAGAAUGACAGUUUUAAAAGUUCUAGGCGAUUCAAAUGCCCCUAAGCCUCACAUCUUGCUUAACUGGUCAGCUGAAAUGGAGAGACAGCUUUUAGGAACCUUUUGGUGCAAGUCACUUGGAUUCAGGUACAUCUUUACUGCUGAUCCUAGAGGGGUAUUGAAACUCUGGAGGUUAUAUGAUCAUGUACCAGCUUCUCAGAAUGACGGAAAUUAUAAUGUAUCUCUUAUGGCUGAAUAUAUAUCAUGCUUUGGCAUGAGGAUUAUGUGUUUGGAUGCAUCAUUUGAGGAAGAGAUUGUGGUGUGUGGUGAUGUGCGGGGUAAUCUUAUUCUAUUCCCUUUAUCGAAUGACCUAUUACAUGGUAGAACAAUUACAACAGGAGUAAAGAUUACUCCAACAUGUUAUUUCAAAGGAGCUCAUGGUAUAUCAACUGUGACCAGUGUUGUAGUAGCCAGAUUGGGAUCAUGCCAAACAGAAAUACACUCAACUGGUGCGGAUGGAUGCAUAUGUCAUAUGGAAUAUAUCAAACUCAAAGACCAAACAGUUUUGGAGUUCAUAGGGAUGAAACAAGUUAAAGAGUUGACUUCAGUGCAGUCUCUUUUCUAUGAUCAAAAUUCUUUGUUUGAUUUGACAAGCAAUCUUUAUGCAACUGGCUUUGCAUCUACAGAUUUCAUUAUAUGGAACUUAAUUACGGAAGCAAAGGUGUUACAAAUCCAAUGUGGUGGAUGGCGGCGGCCUUAUUCUUAUUAUCUUGGUGAUGUACCAGAGCUUAAGAACUGUUUUGCAUAUGUCAAGGAUGAAAGGAUCUAUAUUCAUAGAUAUUUGGUCUCAGACAGUGAAAGAAAAAUAUAUCCUCAAAAUUUGCACGUACAAUUCCAUGGCAGAGAGCUGCAUUCUUUAUGCUUUAUACCUGAAGACUUUGAACUUAAAGCUGACACCAAGCAUGAAAUCUUAUCCAAAUCUAGCUGGAUCGUAACUGGUUGUGAAGAUGGAACUGUAAGGUUGACCAGGUAUACUCCUGGCACCAGUAAUUGGUCAGCUUCAAAGUUGCUUGGGGAGCAUGUUGGCGGAUCAGCUGUGAGAUCCAUAUGCUACAUAUCAAAAGUACACUUGAUUUCAUCGGAUGGGACCAUUAUACCUGAUAUAAAAGAUAUAAAAGAAUCUGACUCAGACGACAGAGAAAAUCCUAGCUUACUAAUUUCAACUGGUGCUAAGCGGGUAUUAACUUCUUGGCUACAGAAUCAGAGGAAGCUGGAUAAAAUGGAAGGAACAAAUGGUUAUUUACAACAUAAUGGCAAAGUUAGAUAUGAACCCUCCGGACUGUCCUCAUCAAUUUCCUUCAAGUGGCUUUCUACUGAUAUGCCAACCAAGAAUUCAAUUUCCCAUAGAAAUUCAUACAAUACUAGGACAGAUGAAGCCAAGACUGCUUCUAGCAGAAAUCAUGAUGCUAAAUUCAAAUCACUUGAAGAAAAAGAGGAGGUGAGGCCUAAUUCUUGUCCCAUAGAAAAAUAUGAAGAUGACUGGAGAUACUUGGCGGUUACUGCCUUUCUUGUUAGAUAUUUUAAUUCAAGGUUUACUGUCUGUUUCAUUGUUGUUGCAUGUUCAGAUGCCACACUCUCACUUCGAGCUCUAAUUUUACCCCAUCGGUUAUGGUUUGACGUUGCUUCAUUGGUUCCUGUGCGAUCACCAGUUUUGACAUUACAGCACAUAGUUCUUCCGAAGUUCUAUCCUAAAGGAGGAGGAGAAACUAUGGUUGGGAAUGUAUACAUCGUCAUUAGUGGAGCCACUGAUGGAAGUAUUGCAUUUUGGGAUUUGACUGGAAAUAUUGAAGCAUUCAUGAAACGUCUCUCUUCUCUUCAUCAGGAAAUGUUCAUUGAUUUCCAAAAACGGCCUCGUACAGGAAGAGGAAGCCAAGGUGGCAGAUGGCGGAGAUCCUUAGGUAGUGUGACCAAAGGUGGACUGAGAAAAGAUUCAAAGAAAGGUGGAGACGAUACCAACGUAAGUAUACAAAAUGAAGUUCCUCAUGAAAGCUCAUCCAGAGUAGACAUAUCUGAAGCCAAUACGGCUUGCUCUGAACCAGUCUGUUCUACUUCGUCUGAACUAGUUUUGAGCUCAGGCGAUUCUUCCUCUGAGAUGUGUGAAAUUCGGCCUAUCUAUGUUCUAAGCAAUGUUCAUCAAUCUGGCGUGAAUUCUCUCCAUGUAUCUGCUGUAAACAGUUCCAAACGUGUUAAUAAUUGUUUCACGUACCAUUUGAUUACUGGCGGUGAUGAUCAAGCCCUUCAAUGUCUUACGUUUGAUUUAUCUUUGCUCUCUGAAAGCCCUAUUUCUGAGAUAGUAGAACCUGAAUCUGAAAGCAUGAAGAGGUGCAUAUUUCAGAGUCAAGACUGUAAUCAUAAAUAUAUGGUUAGGUUUCUCAGUUCUCACAAAAUUGCAUCAGCUCACAGUUCGGCUAUAAAAGGUGUCUGGACAGAUGGGAUUUGGGUGUUCUCUACUGGUCUUGAUCAAAGGAUCAGGUGUUGGAAACUUGAGGCAGAGGGGAAAUUGGUUGAGUAUACUUACUUGAUCAUUACCGUGCCAGAACCGGAGGCCAUUGAUGCUAGAGCCUGUGACAAGAACCAUUAUCAAAUUGCGGUAGCUGGAAGAGGCAUGCAAAUUAUUGAGUUUUCUACAUCCCGUGAGGCUGGCAUAAGAUGAAAAUAGGAAACUAUCUUUACAUGUUAUAGCAAUUACAGGGGAACGUAUUCCCUCUCAGUACAGUGUAAAGUACUCCCCUCAUCUAAAUGGUUACCUUUUAGCCCACAUGAUCCAACUAAAUCUGUACCCCUUGUGACUGCCCUCUGCUAUUCCUUACAAAUCUCAGUCAAUAGCUGGUGUCCACCUGUACUAGUCUCAACCAACUAUUUAAUUACACAACACUGAGCUUCCAGCCUUGAGUUGCUAUUCAGUGGGCCCUUAACUCGUCUCUGCCUUUCUUCCCUUGAUUGUCCUACAGCCUUACAUGAAUCUAAUUGGGGCCUACCAACAUAUUUUUUCAUCUCUCCAUGGUGAGGAUUCUGCAUAUGGUCUCUUUUCAAGAUGGUAACAGUCGCCUGACCUCCUGAGUGAAGAAAGCUUUUCACAUCGCAUUUUAGAAUUAUUAAGUUAUUUGUAGCUAAAUGUAUUAAUUGAAGUAAAUUGUGGCUCAUUUUGCAGAAUACUUCUUAUUAAUUAUGGCUCAUUUUGCAGAAUACUUCUUAUUCCUUUUGUUAUAUUUGCCCAGGUCAUGCUCAACUUUGAGUUACGUAUGGCCUUUCACUUCAAUUUACUACUGUUUGUGUUAAUGAUUUUUAGCUCUUACUGUUCUUUUAAAAGAUUAAUAAAGCAGCAACUUGGUCGAGAUAAUUUCAGUGAUUAUAAUAGUGAUUGUUGGUCUUCAAUAUUUUGAUAGUACAGUACAGUUUACAAGCUAUGCUUCCAAUGUAGUGAAAUUGAAAGCUUGUUUAAACAUGACUUGGU